Molecule: messenger RNA, 564 nt
Organism: Funneliformis geosporum
Lineage: Eukaryota; Fungi; Glomeromycota; Glomeromycetes; Glomerales; Glomeraceae
Source: the annotation of a GenBank genome assembly
AUGUCAGCACCUAAGAUAACCUCCGAACAACAAUUAACGACCUUCUUCAAACACAUAGAUGUGGAUAAUAAUGGAACUUUAUCCCCAAAAGAACUUCAACGCGUAUUAUUAAACGGAGACUGGUCGGCAUUUAAUUUAGAUACGAUAGAAUUACUUUUUUCAUUAUUCGAUAGUGAUAAAACUGGUACUAUACAUUUUAAUGAAUUUGUAGGUUUGUGGCGUUAUAUUGAAGAUUGGAAACGUAUCUUCUCAGCUUUUGAUGCGGACAAUAGUGGUACUAUUGAAAUUCCCGAAUUAAUUACAGCCAUGAAAAAUUUUGGUUUUAAUAUUAGUGAACAAAUGUUAAAAAAAUUUGUAAAGAAAUAUAAGGUUUCUCAUAACGUUCAAGGCAGAAAGUUGAUGUCAAGUGAAUUAGAACAUGCCAUCUCUUUUGAUAAUUUCGUUCAAUUGUGUGUUACUGUUAGAUCAUUGACUGAAGUUUUUCGUACUUUGGAUAAAGAUGGUUCCGGCUGGGCUAAAAUGAGUUAUGAGCAAUUCUUGGAAGUUAUUGUUAAAAAUAAGUAA